Castor canadensis (American beaver) is the source of this 3404-nucleotide messenger RNA. RefSeq names its product regulator of calcineurin 2 (gene Rcan2). Lineage: Eukaryota; Metazoa; Chordata; Mammalia; Rodentia; Castoridae. The record is from RefSeq and is a predicted model, not a curated record. Gene Ontology annotation, molecular function: nucleic acid binding; calcium-dependent protein serine/threonine phosphatase regulator activity. Gene Ontology annotation, cellular component: cytoplasm; nucleus. Gene Ontology annotation, biological process: calcium-mediated signaling.
UUUUUGCAAACAUAAGCUGAAACAAUGGCUAUGACUCAGUUCCUCACUAACGCUGCCUGAAUUGAUUUAGUCUGAGUUCAGAUUUACCACAUAAUCAUGUUAAAUUUGCUCCACUGCACUGCCUAGAGAUAAAAGGCUUGGAGAAAAAAAAAACAGCUUCAGCUCGUGUCAGUCUUUGUGGUGAUGUCAUUGCCGUGAGCAAGCUGGGCCGUUCGUUACUCUGCUGUGCUGCCUCAGACGCUGAGGACUGCGUGCAGCGGGAGCGGACUCCAGGUGCCCGAGCUUCCAGCCUAUCCCCAGAGCAGGGCAGCACCGGGCCUGGCCACAGCAGCAUCCAUCCGGAGGCUCUUGCCUGCGAUCACAACUCUAAGGCUACCUAGCACUUUUCUGACAAUUCAGCAGGGGGAAUGCCAGCCCCUAGCAUGGACUGUGAUGUUUCUACUCUGGUUGCCUGUGUGGUGGAUGUCGAGGUCUUUAACAAUCAGGAGGUUAAGGAAAAGUUUGAGGGGCUGUUCCGGACUUACGAUGACUGUGUGACGUUCCAGCUAUUUAAGAGUUUCCGACGUGUUCGGAUAAACUUCAGCAAUCCUAAAUCUGCUGCCCGAGCCAGGAUAGAGCUCCACGAAACCCAGUUCCGAGGGAAGAAAUUAAAACUUUACUUUGCACAGGUUCAGACGCCCGAGACAGAUGGAGACAAACUGCAUUUGGCUCCCCCUCAGCCAGCCAAACAGUUUCUCAUCUCACCCCCUUCGUCUCCUCCCGUCGGCUGGCAACCCAUCAGUGACGCCACGCCUGUCCUCAACUAUGACCUCCUCUAUGCCGUGGCCAAGCUAGGACCAGGAGAGAAGUAUGAGCUCCACGCAGGGACUGAGUCCACCCCAAGUGUUGUUGUGCAUGUGUGCGACAGCGACAUAGAAGAAGAAGAUGAUCCAAAGACUUCCCCCAAGCCAAAAAUCAUCCAAACCCGGCGUCCUGGCCUGCCACCCUCUAUGUCCAACUGAGCGUGAUGCUCCACCUUGAUGAGAAUAUUCGUCUCCUCCCUUAUCAUGCUUUUUUUUCCCAUUUGUUGAAAAAAUUAAUUGCCUUUAAAUCCCUGGGUGUUUGGUUGUUUGAGAUUCCUUCCUCGUAAUCAAGCCUCUUGGACAAAAGGGCUAGGAAAAGGUGAGAUGUCUCCUGAUCGUAUCAUACCCAUCAACUAUAAUACAUUAUUUAGAAGGUUCUAGAAAGAAAAGUAGUAUUUUCUUAUUAAACAAUCAGCACAGCCUGUAUCUUCUUUCUCUCAUGUUGAUCCAAGCCAGAGACGUCAGUAACAAAUAGCACCUGUGUUGUUUGUAAGCCGUUUCAGUCCCAGUCCUGGUGUGUGUGCGUUGUUUUUUUUCCUGACCACGUAAAUAGGACCACAGGUAAACUUGACCUUGACUGCAUGAGAUAUUCCUAUCUGGUCUCACUCAGUCCUCUGCAUCCCGACAUUCCCAGGACAUUGCAUGAUCACCAGCAUUUAUUUUCAUGAUUUGAGGAGAUAUUCCAACUCACACAUUGUCAGCAUCCAGCCAUGUCCUAUUUGAUUAGGAAGAAUAGCAGCAGCAUCCAGCGUGACACACCUGGGUAGAGUCACUAUUUUAAGUCCAUACUUCAUAGCUCUGUUAAAAUUCCUGGAGGCAAAACUGAGCGUGGCCCCAAAGAUAUUCCUCAAUAGAUUCUGACCACCAUGACCAUGAAGAACUUCCCAGUGUCAUUGGGGAGGCUUGUCCAGGGUGAUAGAGACAGAUUUCAGACAAACCUAUUUAUUGUAAAAGUCUCAUGGUGUCUGAAUGUUUGGUUUUUUUUUUUUUUCUCUUUGUAUAUUUGUACAAAUGUUUCAGCUGUGCUUUUAAAAUCUGGAUGUUUUUUAUUUAGUGAUUGUUCAACCAUUAGCUGCUUAAAAAACAAUAUGUGCAUUGCUUAUGAAAGCACUCAUAUGCUAAUAUUGAUGACCUAACAAUAUUACACACUAUUAGGGACAAUGCUGAAUUUUGAAAGGGCACAAAAAUGUCUCAUGCCAACAUAUAAAUGAUCAGCCAACAUCUUUGCUAUCGAGACCACUUGUUUUUAAAUAAAGAUGCAAGUGUUAGUUGUAGAUGAUUUGGAUGAAGCUAAACCUCCAGAAUGUAGAGCAGCUGAGUGUAUUAAAAUAGGAAAGGAUGACAGAUAAGUGUACGCCAGUUCUACUCAUGCAAUACCCUUGUAAUCAAAACAGUUAUUUGUUUUCAUUACAUGUGACUUUUGUAUUUCUCUAGCCCAAAGUGCAUUACAGAAGAUACACCUAUAGAACCAUUACCUUCUGCUUUGUGCGCCAGGCCUCAUCCACUCCUGUUUGUUAAUGAAUCACUUUAGAUGCAAAUGCAAGUUACAAUCGAGUGGGGAAGUACUUUCAUUACCUAAGCCUCAGAAAACACCCAAAAUUAAUAACACAGCCAACUGAUUGAAGGAUUACUGUGGUUUUUGAUUAAGGUGUAUGUCAAUUUCUUCAGAAACUUCAUAGACUGAUCACUCAGAAAUUAAAGUCCGUUCUACUGUGAAUAUAGCAAUAUAGUACUGGACAGUUGAAACUGAGGACAGCAUUGCUUGUGAAAUCCUGAGUUUCCACAGGAAAACCGAAGACUCCUUUAAAAAUAAAAUCUGAGGAGCGUAAAGUAAGCAAAUGCUUUGACUUUCCUUGCUGUGGAGGUUUUUGGCUUUUCAUUUACAAAUGAAAAGGCUUAACAGUGGAUAAAUGAUGCCCUCUAGUGGACAAAACAUUACACUCAGCUAUUCAGUUGGACAGAGAACUAAUGACAGCCAUCAAUCAUUUGGGGCUGAAUCUCUUUUUAGCCAUCUGUAGGUCAUUGACUUCUAAGCCACAGUGAAUUUUCAGAAUGUGAGUUCUGAAGAAAUUUAGAUGAGAGGCGAUAUUUGGAAAUAAUUUCUAAGUGUUCCAAACAGUCAUACCAGACAUUUCCAACAAUUUAGUGAAAGCUGACAUGACCAUUCUUUGUAGUUAUAAAAACUCAGUGGCUUAUAUGACCUAGGUAGUUAGUCUUAGUAAACUGUAUUACCACUUACCAAUGCUAACCAGUUACAGAUCAAGUUGAUCUUUCACUAGAUUGGGCUUUGGGGAGGAAGACAAGGGGAGCUUUUCCCAGGAGAGUUGUAAGAAAUGGGGAGGGCUCCUUGCACUGUUUCUGUGGAACCUCCUGGCACUGUGAAAGUCACAAUCACCUCAGCAUUUCCAUGAUACACCUUAUGCAAACCUCUUUAGCACUAUUUUAAGUUUGAAAAAUUUUUAAAUGGAGGGAAAGGGGAAGAUUUCCACCAACUGAAUCAUUUGUGCACGUGUAUAGCUCAAAGAGCUUAGACUUCAAAUAUAUCUGGUGAAUGACUCUUUG